AUGGCCAAGUUGGAGUUGCCCAAGAGGUUUCAGGGGGUGCACCUGGUAUUCCAUAAUAGCCUGCUGAAGGCAAAAACCCCUCCGGACAAAUGGCACACACGAGACGAGGCUCCUCCACCAGAACUGGUAAGAGGGGAACUACACCAGGAGAUGUGCAGCAUCCUAGACUCCCGGGUCUACUGGAAGAGACUGCAGUACCUGGUAGCAUGGGAAGAGAUGAACGAGUGGGUGGAAGCUAGAUAUGUUAGCACACCACGCUUAGUACGGGCGUUCCAUAAAGCAUACCCAGAAUGCCCGCAUCUAUCUUAUGAAAUACAGGCUGCCUUUCAACUGGUUAAGCCACUAGGUGCAGAUUUUAGAUUAACAAAGAUUGAUGACAACCACCUGAGCUUCAGCCCCCUACUUGCUACUCUCAGUCCACCACCCACUCCAGAGUGUCAUCUCCUCCAAGAGGUAUGCCCUAUAGCCAGCGCUGCCAUCAUCUAUGCUGGAGCCGGUGGCUCUGGGUCUAGAAUCUCAGUCUCCAGGGCUUCCAGCCUUGGCACAAGUUUUGGAGGUGGUGCAGAGGGCUCUGGAGGGUUCAGUAGCAGCUUCUCCUUAUUGGGCUCCAGAGUGGUCCAGAACGAGAAGGAGAGCAUGCAGGAUCUGAAUGACUGCCUGGCCAGCUACCUGGACAAGGUAAGCAGCCUGGUGGCCGGUAAUCGGAAACUGGAGCUCCAGAUCUGAGAGUACAUGGGAAAGAAAGGGCCCAGCGCUCAAAAUUGGAGCCACUACUUUGGCAUCAUCGAGGACCUCAAGAAUCAGAUCUUUGACAGCACAGUGGAUAAUGCUUGCAUUGUCCUGCAGAUUGACAAUGCUUGAUUGGCUGCCAAUGACUUCCGUGUCAAGCAUGAGGCUGAACUGGCUAUCUGUCAGUCUGUGGGAAAUGACCUCAAUGGCCUCCGUAAGGCUGAUGACACCAACAUGAGCUGCCUGUGGCUGGAGAGUGAGAUCGAAUUCCUCAAGGAGAGCUUUAUGGUUUUUAUGAAGAACCACCAGGAUGAAGUCAACAACUUGCAGGCUCAGAUCACCAGCUCUGGACUGACAGUGGAAGUGGACGCUCCCAAAACGCAGGACCUGUCCAAGGCCCAUGCAGAAAUCCGGUCUCAGUAUGAUGCUGUGGCUCAAAAGAACCUGGAGGAUUUGGACAAGUACUGGGGCCCGCAGAUUUCCGAGAGCACUGUCAACAUCACCCAGAAUACCAGAGAGGUUGAGGGUGCCUACAAUACGAUAACCAAUUUGCGUUGCACUGUCCAGACGUUGGAGAUUGAAUUGGAGUCUCUGCAAAACCUGAGAGCUGGUCUUGAGGCUAACCUACCUGAAGUGGAAGCCUGCUGUGGCAUGCAGAUGGAGCACCUUAACGGGCUGUUACUGUGGGUAGAAGCAGAGCUGGCACAGAUGCGGAACGAAGUGCAGCACCAGGCUGAUGAGUAUCAGGCUCUGCUGAACAUCAAGGACAAACUGGAGGCUGAGAUUGUUAUCUACAAGCACCUGCUGGAGGGCGGAGAGGAGCUGAGCCUGAAAGAUGCCUUGUUGGAAAGUACCAUGCAAACCACUCACCAAAUUUGUACAACCACAGUUGUCGAUGGCAAAGUGGUGUCCGAAUCAUCCGAAAGCAAAGUAUUGAAGCGUUGACCCUUUGCCAUGCAUGACAGGAAAUGCCUCCCAGUGCAGCAGAAGUGAGCUUUGUCUCUAAAUCAGAGAGUCGUUGAGAGGGAUUGGGGAGGCUUCC
Messenger RNA from Sphaerodactylus townsendi, 1771 nucleotides. Its product is annotated as keratin, type I cytoskeletal 18-like. NCBI's taxonomy places the organism in Eukaryota, Metazoa, Chordata, Lepidosauria, Squamata, Sphaerodactylidae. Gene Ontology annotation, molecular function: structural molecule activity. Gene Ontology annotation, cellular component: keratin filament. Gene Ontology annotation, biological process: intermediate filament cytoskeleton organization. The record is from RefSeq and is a predicted model, not a curated record.